CGUCGUCGUCGUUCGGCUAGUGGCGGGCAACACGCAGGUCUGCCUCGUUAUUUUUUCUCCUUCUCUCCGCCUUUUCCACCGCAGUUUUAACCGUCGGCCGCGCGUUUACAGUGAGAUAUUAUAUACUAAACACACGCGUCCGUCGUUCCCUUUGUUUUUUUUUCCGCACAUACUCGCGUGGUGCACACACAUAUAUACAUUCGAUUUCGCCCCGCUACGCACUCGGCGGCACACCACAUACGUACGUACGCGAGCCGACCGAGUAUAUACAUACAUACACACGCACACGCCGACGACCACGUAACGUGUGCGCCGCGUUCGUAUAGUUUUAAUAUUUUAAUAUAUACACAUAAUUUGACUACCGACACCCGCCGCGUAUCAAACACACACCGCGACCAACAGUGCCCAGUGUACGCGCGUGUGUGCGUCACGUCUGGUGUCCGAUCGAGUGCCGUGUGUAUUAUCCGUGUGAAAAAACCCGCACCAUUCGCAGUCCGGCGGCAUGUCCGAGAACCGCGCGGGCAACAAUGUCGGCUGGGGCAACCGGGACGACCACGCGGCUGCAGCGGCCAACCUGUGGUGGGGCAACAGCCAGGAACAGCAGCAGCAGCAGCAACAGCACAUGCAGCAACAACAGCAGCAACAGCAACAGCAGCAGCAGCAGCACUUGCUGAACCAGCAUCACCAGCAGCAAUUGGCCGCCGUGGCAGCGGCCGCGCAGCAGCAACAGCAGCAGGCGGCCGCCGCGGUGUCCGCGGCCCAGCAGUUCUAUAAGAUGGCGUCGUCGUUCAGCCACCAGCAGCACCAACAGCUGCAGCAGCAGCAACAGCAACAGCAGCUGAACAACACCGGCGGCGUGUCGACCAGCAACAGCAACAGCAACGUGUCGACGACUGUCACAAGCAGCUCCAGGAAUCCGAUGGCCAACUACGCGGACAGCUACGGUAUUGCCGCCGCCGCCGCGGCUCAAUGGUGGUCGUACCCAGGGGCCAUGGACAACAACAUUCAAAACGUGCACAACGUACCGUCGCCUAACUCGAUCAUGAACCGAGGGAAAAUGCCUAGAGGAAAAGGGACCGAUGCGAAACCCAGAGGUCGUAUGACCGCGUACGCGUUCUUCGUUCAAACGUGCCGCGAAGAGCACAAAAAGAAACACCCUGAUGAGAAUGUCAUUUUUGCCGAGUUCUCGAAGAAAUGCGCCGAAAGGUGGAAGACAAUGAAUGAGAAGGAAAAGAAAAGAUUCCAUGAGAUGGCUGACAAGGACAAGUUGAGAUAUGAUACUGAAAUGCAGAGCUAUAUUCCACCCAAGGGUGAAAAAGUGCGUGGAAAAAAGAGGAAGCAAAUCAAGGAUCCUAAUGCACCAAAACGUUCCUUGUCUGCUUUCUUCUGGUUCUGUAAUGAUGAACGUGGAAAAGUUAAGGCUGUGAACCCAGAGUAUGGCGUUGGCGAUGUAGCCAAAGAAUUGGGCAAAAAAUGGUCUGAUGCUGAUAUUACAGUGAAACAGAAGUAUGAAGCAAUGGCAGAAAAAGAUAAAGCCAGAUAUGAAAGGGAAAUGACCGAGUACAAAAACAAGGGCAAGCCUACCUUGUUACAACAACAACAACAACAUCAAAUGUUGGUACAACAACAACAACAAAUACUUGCACAACAACAGCAACAGCAACAAAUGAUGGCAGUAAAAGAUGAAAGUGACGAAGAUGAUGAUGAUGAAGACGAUGACGAGUGAUCUCUUUCAGAUUCACAUCAGAAUCUUUUUUUUUCUUUUCGUACCUCGAAAAUAUUAAUUUUAAAAUUUGUAAAUACAAAUAAGUUAAUUUUUAAGUUAUAGAUUAAAAAGUAAUUUUGUACAGAAAAACUGUAGAAAAUUGGUUUUGUCUCAACAAAAAAAAAUAAUAAUAAAUAUUGGAUUCAAAUUUUUAAUUUUUAUAUUAGAGAUUCCUAUAUUUUUACUAAAACUUUACAAAAUUUACCGUAAAAAUAUUUCUUUACAGACUGAUAUAUUAUGAUGAAUUUUAAAAUUACAUUUUAAUUUUCCAGGAGUAUAAUAUUAAAUUAUGCCAUUGGAUUUUUUAUUUAAUUAAGGUUUUAACUGAAAAUUACCUCCUGUAAAAUAUAAAUGUAAUUUUAUUUUUUGUACAUACAAUUUUUUUGUUUAUUUUUAUUUUUUUUUUUAAUUUGUAAUUUUAAUAUUAGAAAGAAAACCGCAUGCGGAAAUAAAUUGCGAGAUCUUUACCAUUUCAUUAUUUUCAUAUAGGAGAUUCAUACUCGUAUGUUGUCUAAAUCGAUUUUUAUUUUACAGUAAGUUUGAUUUUUUUGUUAUGGCGAAAAACCACUUUUUGUAUUUGUAAUCAGAUAAAAAAAAUGGAUAUAGUCCGUAACAUACAAACUUGAUACUGUUAAUAAGGAUAUUUAUAUGUACGUUAUGAAAGAUGCACUUACGUGCUGUGUGACAAAUAUUCUCGCAAAAAAAAAAAAAUAAAUAAUAAAAAAUUUAAACAAUA
Molecule: messenger RNA, 2501 nt
Organism: Myzus persicae (green peach aphid)
Lineage: Eukaryota; Metazoa; Arthropoda; Insecta; Hemiptera; Aphididae
Gene: Dsp1
Product: high mobility group protein DSP1
Exons: 5
Coding region: 503-1726 (407 amino acids)
Biological process (GO): regulation of transcription by RNA polymerase II
Cellular component (GO): nucleus
Molecular function (GO): DNA binding, bending
Source: RefSeq, a predicted model, not a curated record